CUGUGGAGUGCGACACACGACAGUCCACACAGAACGCAGUUCACAUAUACAUGUACAUGUAUAAUCAUCAACGACCGAGGUGGACAAGUACUUUAGUCCUGCGAGACAGGGAACAACAUGGCGGGCGAUGCGACGUGUUUUUCGUAGCUGCUCAAGAUCGGUGCUCGUGAUCAGGUCACAUAGACUAAGGCUUUCUACAUUUAUAAGACAGUUUUCUGCAGUGUAGGUUUCUGAGUUCUACGAAGGGCUUCACAGUGACAUGAGGUCAUAUGAUGACCAAGACGAUCGGAAGAUGAAAAAACGUCGUAAGAAGCGAUCAAAGGUCCACCCUGGAUACGGUAACCUACAGGAAGACUCGGGUCUGUCAAAUGAAGGUUUCGAGAUGGGAGAGAAAAAGAAAACCACAUUGAAAAGGGGCACACAGUUUGCCAGAUCAUUUAAGGAAGUGUUAAAAGCUGCAAAUGUCUUCUCUGCUGCUCAAGCAGUGCAAGAAGCUGUUUCCAAGUGGAGAAACUACAACACAAGCCGCCGGCACGUCCAGGAAAACAAAACAGUGUAUGCUGUUAAGAAGAAGCCAGAGUUAGAAGGACUUGCCAGUGAUCUGGACGAUGAUGUGGAAGAUGAUCAAAUUGAUGCAGCACUGGGGUUUCCUGGAAACCUGGGUGACACAUCCAGGAAGAAAGCCUCCGCCAGCAACCGUGCCUUCAUCUCGUACUUUGCCAAGCUGGGCAAAGUUGACGGAAGUGAUGACUUUGUAGACCUUGAUUUCUUGGAGAAUCUGAUCGACAAUGGCGCAAAUGUAAGCUCCACAGACCGAUAUGGGCAGUCUGUGCUUCAUGAGGUUGCACGAGCUUGGCAUGUAGACGUGGCCAAGUUUUUACUGGGGAAAGGAUUGGACCCGAAUCAGAAGGACGUGUACGGAAGAACAGCCCUGCACGUGGCAGCUGCAGUCAACUACCCAGAAAUGGUGGAAUUCCUUGUCCAACAUGGAGCGGACAUUGAGGCAAAGACAAGAGAGGAGUUGCAGACACCAGUACACUUUGCUGCAAGAAAUGAUGCAGUGAUGUCAUUAAAGAUGCUGAUCAAGCACAAUGCUGACUUUAAGAAACAAAGAGACUACAAGGGUAGGACCCCACUGCACCUGGCAGCUGAACUAGAUCGCAGUGAGACAGCCAGGUACCUGGUGGAGCAGGGGGCAGAGGCAGGUGUGCAGGACUACAGCGGACAGGCCUGCAUCACACACAUGAUCACCAAAAUGCCUCCGGUGGCAAAGGAGGCACUUAACCAGUUCCACCCCACAGACCGUGCCAACAGGAAACAAUACUACUACUUGAACAACAUUGAGCCUGUCUUGCCUGAAGCAUUUAAGAAAAUUUCAGGGGAAGCUGCUGACAGUCUAGCCAGCACACCAAUGGAAGUAGCAGUGCAGUACAAACAAUAUGAGGUUCUACAACACCCUGUUUUCCUUAAACUCAUCAAUAUCAAGUGGAAACAGUUUGCCAGGAGAGGAGCAUGGUUUUCCCUCUUCCUCAACUUCAUCUUCAUCGUGACGUGGACAGCCCUGGCCGUAGUGCCUGCAUGGGAAGUUAGACACAAAUACACAUUCCCCCAGGACUGGUGGAGAAUCAUUGUCUCGAGCAUAGCAGUUCUACUGACGUUUUACCAGAUCAUUGUGGAGCUGAAGGAGUUCUUCUCAGACAAGCAAAAGUUCCAUGCAUGGCAGAAAUGGCGAACAGAAGAGAUCAAGAAAGACCUGACGUUCUGUCAUCCACGCUGGCCUGAGGAGCGUGAAUUCCUUCUCAGGGAGAUCGAGCAGAUCCAGGAGCAGAAAUCAGUCUAUUUCUCAGAUUUCUGGAAUUUGUUUGACUGGACGUUAUACCUUCUGCUGCUGGUGUGUAUAACAACACACAUAGUGGACGUGUUUGCUCACAGUACUGAACUGGCCAGGUGGCACAUCAGGAUAUUUGCUCUCACCAUCAUCAUCAUGUGGCUUCGCCUUAUGAAGAAUGCUCGUGCUUUCAGAGCCAUAGGACCCUUCAUCGUCAUCCUGUCCCAUAUGUUCUAUGACAUCCUCAGGUUCAUCUACCUCUACCUGGAGUUCUACAUUCCAUUCGCCUGUGCCUUCUGGAUGCUGUUUGGGGACAGAGGUGUGACAGGGUUCACGACGGUUCCCCUGCUGCUGUACUCCAUGUUCCGCCUGACUCUGGUAGACGAGUAUGAUUAUGACGGCCUCCAUGCAGAAGAUGAGGUAUUUGCAGACCUGUUGCUUGCCGGAUUCUUCUUCGUCUCUGCAAUCCUGUGCAUCAAUCUGUUCAUCGCACUUUUGUCAGACACAUUCCAAAGGGUUUACGACAAUGCGGUGUCCAAUGCCAUCAUGCAACAGGCACAGACAAUCCUUGGGCUAGAGGCCAGCAUGUCACGGAAGAAGCGAGAGAAGUUCAAGGCCAUGAUCCACUCCAAGUGUGCCCCUCUGCCAGAGUACUACGACGAUGACAUGACGUCUGCAGACGGGGAGGACCUACAGAAGAUCACGUUCCAGAUCAUGGAAGAGGUUGAAGAAAUGCACGAAAUGAUGAAGAUGAUGUACAAGCCAGGGGAUGAGUCCACUUCCAGUGACCACCCCAGACCUGUUGUCUAUCCUGCCAGUACUGACAGUGGGCUGAGUGACAGCCAUCGGUCAUCAGGUGCGAUGGUGUCCCAGGUGCAGGAGGAAGUGAAGACCCUGCGAGAUGAGAUCAGCCACCUGCGGCUGCGCCAGGAUGAGAUGUUUGAUCGCAUGAGGCACGACAACAGUUCCAUGAAGCACUUCCUGCAACACUUGAUCGACAUUCAGUCUCAGGGAGGUCUCCAGCCAAGAGGAGGGGGUGAGAGUGGCCCGGUGGUGCGAGGCCCCAGCAGACUGGAGCCGCUGUCUGUAGGUGACCACGGCAGAGGGGAUAGAAUGAGGGGGUCACCCAGAAGCUCACCACUCACAAAAGAAGUCAGAGAUGACAGCCCGUUUGGUGCCCGUGACAGAGAUGUGGAGAAGGGCCUGCCUGAGUCUUACAGAACCUCCAGCAGACAGAGGAGAGAACAGGAAAUGGAGAGGCAAGACCAGUCAGACACACCGUCCAAUGAUGUGUCUCCUGGCUCAGAUGACGGGCCUGAUGGUGACAUGCACGCCCACAUGGCAGGUGGGGAUGCGUGGCAACCUCCGCAGGACGUCAGGAUAAAGUCAACCGUCAGGGGUUCAUCGGGAACUAGCCAUGCAUAAUACAGCAUAGGCCAGCAACAGGCAGCUGAUGAUGUUUAGUGGUCUUCCUCUACAAAUGUAUGUGUGUAAUCAUUCAAAGUAGGUUUACAUCAUUUGAAUACAGUACUCACAUGUACAUUACAGUACAUGUGCAUGUAACAUUUAAGACAAAUGGCCAGUAGGACUGGAAUUUUACUGCAGCAGUGAAAUAUGCUCAUCACAGCCUUAGCUUUUGACUAAAAUAGUAUGUUUUCCACCUACAUUUUAGAGAUAUGGAGUACUUUGGAGAUAGCCUUUAAUGACUUACCUCAAUCAGACUUUUAAGCUGUUUUUGUGAUUUGUAUUAUAUUAUAUUAGGUAAAACAACUCUUCUAAAAGUACCAAAGAGCCUUAUACGUUUUUGCUGAUUGGAAAAUGCAUUGUAGAUUAAAUGACUACCUUGUGAUAUUUAACAGGGGUUGCCCUAACAUCGGACGCUUUUUAAGCGCUCGAACUCACGGUGCUCUAUCGCUAGUUAUCAGAGAGUGGUCAGGUUUUGAUGCCUGAUUUUUGAGAACAUUAGAAAAUGUAAACAACAUACUUGGAUAAGAAAUUCAUUCAUACUAUUCAUGAGCCCUUCAAGCUCCGCGUUACAUGCGACAAACUCUGUGAGACGUUUUCGUGAAUGUACCUUCGUGAAUGCGGCUAUGCUAGACAGUGUGCCCUAACUUUGGACGCUGUCUUCAGGUGUUGAUGAUGAAAUUAAGUAAACAAAAAUAAUAAUAGAAUUUUAUGAUAUUUUAGCUUUCUUUGGACAGUAAAAUUGUGAUUGUGUGUACUUCUCCUCUAUCGAGAGGAGGGUAGUAUCUAACGCAAUCAGUCCGUGUUUCCACUGAAAACCCCGGCUUACACAAUUAAUGCGGCCCGGGGGAAUCAUGGGAAAUGCAGACGACAGUGGUGUUGACGUCGUUUUUCACGGGUCGGUUUUCUACAAAACAAACACUCAGAGACCCACAUAUUUACUGUUUUGUAAAGCUUUAUUCCUUGUGUAUGCAGCAGUUGUGUACAAUCUUGGUACAGGUUUUUUCUUUCUGGCCAUGAGCCGCCGCAAUGCAGUGGCCCUCUUUCCAGCACCAUUGUUAUGAUUGGUGAAAAUGACUGAUUUGUUUUAUUCAUACAACAAAUCGAUAAAUGAAUUUAUGUCAUACCUGGGCCGCGAUUUUGUUCGAUACGGGUGUUCCGGACCCGGCCAUAUUUUACGGUACGGCCUGGGCUUCUUUACGCAUACGGCCCGGGGCUUACAAAUGUUCCAUAGAACGAUUCGAACCCGUUUCGCCCUAACCGCGUGCACCGCUUUCGAAAAUUCGAAGACAAAAUUUUUACAUCAGAAUUGAUG
Branchiostoma belcheri (Belcher's lancelet) is the source of this 4607-nucleotide messenger RNA. Its product is annotated as transient receptor potential cation channel subfamily A member 1-like. Gene Ontology annotation, molecular function: calcium channel activity; protein binding. The record is from RefSeq and is a predicted model, not a curated record. Bases 260 to 3253 code for a protein of 997 amino acids. Gene Ontology annotation, biological process: calcium ion import across plasma membrane. Gene Ontology annotation, cellular component: membrane. NCBI's taxonomy places the organism in Eukaryota, Metazoa, Chordata, Leptocardii, Amphioxiformes, Branchiostomatidae. The transcript has 29 exons.